Rhincodon typus (whale shark) is the source of this 3116-nucleotide messenger RNA. Its product is annotated as monocarboxylate transporter 10-like. NCBI's taxonomy places the organism in Eukaryota, Metazoa, Chordata, Chondrichthyes, Orectolobiformes, Rhincodontidae. Gene Ontology annotation, biological process: transmembrane transport. The transcript has 3 exons. Bases 2 to 613 code for a protein of 203 amino acids. Gene Ontology annotation, molecular function: monocarboxylic acid transmembrane transporter activity. The record is from RefSeq and is a predicted model, not a curated record.
GAUGAAGUAUGUGGAAGAAACUUUGGAGUUGCAAAAUGAAGAAGUUCUACUGAUGUGUAUUGGAAUCUCCUCAGGGGUUGGGCGAUUGGUUUUUGGCAGGGUUGCAGACUACUUAGCUGGCUCAAAUAAAGUUUUCCUUCAGGUGGGAUCGUUCUUUGUUAUCGGGCUGAUGUCCAUGAUGAUUCCACUCUGUCAAAGCUUUGGUGGUCUCAUUGCAGUCUGCCUUUUUAUGGGUUUAUUUGACGGAUGUUUCAUCUCAAUUAUGGCCCCUGUUGCCUUUGAGCUUGUGGGUUCAGAGAAUGUAUCCCAGGCGAUUGGAUUCCUUCUCGGGUUGAUGUCCAUUCCAAUGACAGCUGGCCCACCAAUUGCAGGUUUUCUGCGUGACUCUCUGGGAACAUACAAUCUUGCCUUCUACCUUGCUGGUGUGCCGCCAAUGGUUGGAGGAGCAGUCCUCUGCAUCAUCCCGUGGAUCCAGUACAAGAAACACAAAAACCAAAAAAAGCAAAAGGCAUUGGAGGGAGAAACGGCAACAAAGAUACUGGAUCAGGAUUCGAAGAACAUUCUAGUGCCUGGCAGUGGUGAGCCACAGAAAGAACGUGUAUCCAGUAUUUAAUACAAAUUCCACUGAACAGACUGAUGGCAAUUCAGGUCUUACAAAUGAAUUUUUUUUAAAUCAGUGAAUGUUUUGUUUUGUUGUCGCAAUGAACUACAGCAGUUGUGAAGAAUUCCCAAAGGGGAGAAACAGAGAAAAUUAAACCAUAGAAGUGAAUUUGGAGUCUACCAGAGAAGAUUCUUUUUCUCCUUGUGCUGCAUUUCAUGUAUGUUAAAGCAUUUGUUAUACUAGUUUAUUUUAGAUCAUCUUUCUGAAGUUGGAAUAAUCCAAGUUUAAUUUCCUGUAACGCCACAGCUGAUCCAGCUAGGCAUUUAGCUUCUUUCAGAAAUACCAAGGAAAGACCAAAAAAUAGUAGCAACACAAAUAAUUUUCACUUGACCAUUGGAAUAUUUCAAGUUACCCCUCUCCACUGCAUGUACACAAUCUCCUUACAAAGAGCUAAUCUUACCUGGAGGCGUUUUCUAAGCUUUCCAAAUGAACAUAAAUUGCCCUAAUGUCACACUUUUUUUAUAAAGAUCUCCAAAUUUAGAAUGCUAAUUCUGACUGUACACGUUAGAAAUAUACAGAGCCUCAAAUUGUUUCCCUCUGAUGCUCUAGGAUGACCAAAAAUUCUUGAUUUUGCUCUGUUAUCUACGACAAAUCUAUGAUCCUCAAAAGAUUAGAUGCUAAACCUACCCUGCCCCAGCCACAAAUAAAACAAAGUGCUGGAGAAACUCAGCAGGUCCGCCUAUUCCAAAGAAAAGUCACAUUGUUAACUCCGCUUUUGUCUCCACAGAUGUGCCCAGACUUGCUGAGCUUCUCCAGCAUUCUGCGUUUGUUUCAGAUUUCCAGUGUCUUCUGUAUUUUACUUGUAUUGGACUGUCUUGGCCACGAUGGUUUGUGUAUCUAUUACAGGCGAUGCAUCCGUGUCACCUAAAGAGGGAGAUGUUCGAAAGCUCUAUGAAAGAGGCAGGUUACAAAAGAGGAAAGCAAAGUGGGGAGGUUCAGUGAGAGAAUUCCAGAGCUGAAAAUGCAGCUACAAAUCAUGGAACAAGCAAAACUGAUUACACUUGAGAAGCCAGAACUGUAGGGUGCAGAUAUCUUAUGGAAUAUUUUGUGUUUUACAGGAUAGAAACCAUCAAGGUACACAGGCCUGCAUUAGGCAAAUAUUGCAUGUUCUAUAGCUUGAUGUUUCAGAUAAUAUAAAAUUUACUUGCUGUCUAUCCAGUUCACUGCCAGUUAUCUUGAUUAGAUGGUAUUUUUAUUUUGGCUUGUGUGCAGCUUUGUAUUGUAGUGUGGAAAUAAGCCUUCUCUGUAUAGUGGGCAAUGAGAACACGGGAAGUUUAUUCGAGAAUGCGAGGUUUGGUGGUGACAGUUCUGUUCCGAGAAACCAGCAUCAUGCUGGGCACUAUCGUGUUUCUGACUGGGACACUGGAGCCCCAAAUGGAGCAGAACCUGCAGAUCAUCCACCACUGCUUUGCAGCACCUAGAGCUGUAUCUAAUGAACGUGUUCUGUAAUGAGACUACAGAAGCAAUCUGUCUAAUUAAAAUGAGGUUUUGCAAACAGCGGGCAGAAUCUUAUUGAUGCCUGAGCAACACGACCCAUGGUGAGAUUUAUGAUAGAAUCCCGUGGAAAAUCUAUCGAGGCCCGUCUUAAUGUCAUUAUCUACUCACGGCAUUAUUUAUGCUUUUGUCAAAUUUCUAGCUAGGUGGUGGUGAGGUGCCAAUUAAGGGGGAUUAUUACUUGUUAAACACACAUUUAUGGUCCAAUCUGCCUCAUUUAAUGUGGUUGGCUCUUAACUGCCCUCUGGGCAAUUAGGGAUGGCCAAUAAAUGCUGGCCUAGCCAGAGACGGCCACAUCUCGUGAGUGAAUAAAAAUGUUAAUAUUCUGCUCCCUGUCUUACCAAAUACGCCAGCCAUGCUAGACACAGAAUUCUCGACAUGGAGUUAAGAGCGAGGACUUAAUGGACUUCAGCUGUUGCUAAGCAUUGAACAGCAUCUCGGUCACAUUCCAUGGGUACCAGUCGCACAUUCCCCUCAUCCACAAAAAGUCUGCAUCCAACAUUUGCCACCAGUUUACAACCACCAUGGCACCUCUGAUACAGUUGCAGGAUUAUUAUGAAGCACAUACCUGCAUUGUGGAGGGCCCUGGUAUCUUGCACUGAAAGGCUCCUGCAAGGACGCUUUGUGCACAGAGUCAAACACCCAGCUGACAGAUUGGACCAGCCUGCAUCUCGGGGCUUCUCACCUUCCCUCCUGGCGCUCGCUUACUUUGCCCCUAACUACAUGCUGACCCCUUCCAUGCCUUGCCUUGCUGUGUCAAAGAGUGCAGUCACAGUAGCAGGCAGCUUGCCUUACUGGUCAGUAACCCUCCCUCAAGGAGGUCUACAUAUUGCCGUACGACACUGUGCCGCGUCACACUCUCACCUUCGCCAUGUGUCAGUGAAAGACAGCCCCUGAGACCAGUCCUGGGGAUUAGCCACAGACAAGGUGUCUGGUCGGGGGCGGGGGGUCCCUGCCUCCA